GAGCGGCCGGGGCCAUGCCGGGCCAGAAGUGCUUCCGCCGGCGCAGGGACGACGAGGAGGAGGAGGAGGAGGACGAGCAGGUCGCGGAGGAGGUCAGGUUAAAAGUUGAGGAAGCCAAAGAAGUUCAAAGCCUCAGAAAGAGACCCAAUGGGGUGAGUGCUGUAGCUCUGCUGGUGGGAGAGAAGCUGCAAGAGGAAGCAACACUUGUGGAUGACCCCUUCAAGAUAAAGUCUGGGGGAAUGGUGGACAUGAAGAAGCUGAAAGAAAGGGGCAAGGACAGGAUCAGCGAGGAGGAGGAUCUGAACCUGGGCACUUCCUUCUCAGCUGAGACCAACAGGAGGGAUGAGGAUGCUGACAUGAUGAAGUACAUUGAGACUGAGCUGAAGAAGAGGAAGGGGAUUGUGGAGAAUGAGGAGCAGAAGGUGAAGCUGAAGAACGCUGAGGACUCCCUGUACGAGCUGCCCGAGAACAUCCGCGUGUCCUCGGCCAAGAAGACUGAGGAGAUGCUCUCCAACCAGAUGCUGAGUGGCAUUCCUGAAGUGGACCUGGGAAUUGAUGCAAAAAUCAAGAACAUCAUCUCCACAGAGGAGGCCAAGGCCAAGCUGCUGGCAGAGCAGCAGAACAAGAAGAAGGACAGUGAGACCUCCUUUGUGCCCACCAACAUGGCUGUCAACUAUGUGCAGCACAACAGAUUCUACCACGAGGAGCUCAACGCCCCGGUGCGCAGGAGCAAGGAGGAGCCCAAGCCGCGGCCGCUGCGCGUGGGGGACACCGAGAGGCCGGAGCCUGAGCGGUCUCCCCCGAGCCGCAAGCGCCCCCUGAACGAGAAGGCCACAGACGACUACCACUACGAGAAGUUCAAGAAGAUGAACAGGCGCUACUGAGGCCCUGGGCUGGCCCCUG
Messenger RNA from Dryobates pubescens (Downy woodpecker), 903 nucleotides. It is a transcript of the gene C29H9orf78, whose product is annotated as chromosome 29 C9orf78 homolog. Lineage: Eukaryota; Metazoa; Chordata; Aves; Piciformes; Picidae. The record is from RefSeq and is a predicted model, not a curated record. Gene Ontology annotation, biological process: mRNA splicing, via spliceosome. The transcript has 9 exons. Bases 15 to 884 code for a protein of 289 amino acids. Gene Ontology annotation, cellular component: spliceosomal complex.